CGAAAACUCCCCUACAGCAAUGAUGGAGGAGUCUUCUAAAACUGCGAGGUUUGAUUUUUACUCCGACCCUGUGGCAGCAUUCUCCUCAAGCAAGAAGAGCAUGACCGGUAACCUCAUCGCUCAAGCUUACGCCGCGCCUCCAACUCAUGGCGGAUCUCCUGAAACGAGGUUUUCACCUUCAGCUCAAGUGCCGCAAAGCUAUUAUUCUCCUGAUCAGAGACACCAAAGACCCGUUCACUACAGUGGCUUUGCUCCUCCUGCUCAUCAAGUGCAGCAAAGCUAUUAUUCUCCUGAUCAGAGACACCAAUGACCCAUUCACUACAGUGGCUUUGCUUCUCAUAAAAACCCAGCAGGAAUGGGCAGUCCAUUUCCUACACAUCAUGGAACUACACCUAGAGGUUGGGAUGGACCAGGCACAUAGCUUUAACGUUGUUUGCAUUUUCACUGCUAUAGUACUUGAACUGCUAUUACUCCAAAAUCGGUCGAGAGACCGCUCUACGUGUCCAAGCCAUUAUUCGCCUCAUCAGAGACACCAAAGACCCGUUCACUACAGUGGCUUUACUCCUCACAGAAGCCCAGCAGGAAUGGGCAGUCCGUUUCCUAUGCUUCAGGGAACUACACCUGGAGGUUGGAACAGACCUGGGAGCAUACCUAAUUAUGGUUUUCCAUCUAAUGCGGGAGCUGGCACACUAGCCCCUGGUUCUGAUGCAUAUGGCCCUGGAGUCGUUCAUGGGCAAAGCAGGGGUCAUUGGCUUGGGACUAGUCCAAAGUUUACUUCAGGACAUGGAGGUACACAUAUUUCAGGAAGAGGCAUAGGAUACUGGCAUGGAAGCAGUAUGAGCCCGGGUUCUGGACGGAGUGGUGGAAGAGGGCGAGGUUUCCAUCCUCGUGGCUUACAACCUGAUCGUACAUUGGGGCCAGAACGAUUUUACAACAAAUCCAUGGUUGAAGAUCCAUGGCAGCAUUUGAAACCUGUUAUAUGGAAGAGUUUGGACACCCCUGGCUCUUCAAAUUCGUGGCUUCCAAAAUCUAUCAGCAUGAAAAAGGCGAGAGUUCCGGAAGCCCCCAACAAGACCAAUUCUCAACGAAGCCUUGCAGAAUACCUCGCUGCCUCAUUCGAUGAGGCUGUGAAUGAUGCAGCAGGGGUAUAGGAGGUGCCACAACAGAGUGUACUAUCCAGUAUGGACCCAUAGUGGACUUGGAUCAUAUACCACCUUUAAGAAGUUGUGAAUAACGUAAUCAUUUUUGUGAUGAUUUUUUGGCCAGAACCCCCAAUGAUAUAACCCUGUUUUCACUUUACCUCCAUGUGGUUUGUUCUCUAUUGCUUUGCCAUUGUUUUUUCUCCUCCAUUAAAACUAAAUAAAGUAAAUCUAAGAGGAGAGGACGGAUA
Tripterygium wilfordii is the source of this 1390-nucleotide messenger RNA. Its product is annotated as protein SICKLE-like. Gene Ontology annotation, biological process: mRNA splicing, via spliceosome; miRNA processing. NCBI's taxonomy places the organism in Eukaryota, Viridiplantae, Streptophyta, Magnoliopsida, Celastrales, Celastraceae. Bases 147 to 1151 code for a protein of 334 amino acids. The transcript is spliced from 3 exons. The record is from RefSeq and is a predicted model, not a curated record.